Mytilus californianus (California mussel) is the source of this 1985-nucleotide messenger RNA. RefSeq names its product putative ferric-chelate reductase 1. The coding region runs from base 322 to 1962 and encodes 546 amino acids. Gene Ontology annotation, molecular function: oxidoreductase activity, acting on metal ions. The transcript is spliced from 5 exons. The record is from RefSeq and is a predicted model, not a curated record. NCBI's taxonomy places the organism in Eukaryota, Metazoa, Mollusca, Bivalvia, Mytilida, Mytilidae.
AUUUGAUAGAAACUACAAAAACAUGUACGAAAACAAAAUUUAUUAAUGAAAUCAAUUUCAUUAAUAACUAGAAGUGAAUUUCAUUAUUUUUGGACAUAAUUAUUUAUAAAAAAGGACAUGAGGAAUUGCAAAAUACUAUUUGUGAAGGUUUAAUAUGGAGUUUACAUAAUUAUGAAACUAGUACACAUAUAUAUUUGACAGGGCAUACAUACCUGUCGAAAUUUGAUUGAUUGCAAAUGACCAAUUAAUAAAAAAUUUGGUUAGACAUUGAUGUUGAUUUAAACGAAAGGAUAUUUUUGGAAAGUUUAAUUUUGUGUCAUAAUGAAUUUUUAUUUGUUGCAAUUGUGUUUUGUGUAUUUGAUUUUCGUGAAUCUGAUACAAGGAUACCCGAAUGGAGCUCCAAGGACAGAAGAUUCAUGUCUUAAUUUACAACCAAUACAUUCUGACCCUACCACUAAUCAGCAGUUUCCAAACCAACAAGGUCCGGCACCCUUCAGAAUAGAAUUAUCUACAGGAGUUUACCAACCGUGUGUAAUGCCAAUAGACUGUCGACGAGCUCCUCUUACAGUUACGAUUCGUGGGCUUUCUCGUUAUUUCCGAGGAUUUAUAAUUCAAGCCAGGACAGAGUUCGGAGGUGUAAAAUCUUUUGGCAAAUUUAUCCCAUUGGGAAACAUGGUGUCUAAAACUGUUGCUUGUCAAAAUGGACAAUCUCUGACUCAUUCCACAAACAACGACAGAACAGUUGUACAAUUCCAAUGGCUUCCUGAACCUAACAUGAGAGAAUCCUUCCGGUUCUUAUCUACAAUUGUUCAGGAUCUAAGAACGAUCUACACCGAUGUGAUGUCAACAGAAAUAAAUCCUAUAGGCAUUGUACGCCAAGAUAACGAACGAAAAACAUCAAACGUUAUUCAGCAACCACUCUCUGGGCCUCGUAAAAUGUUUAUUCUAAAGCCGUCUCCACAAGAACCAUUUGAUUACACUUGGAGAAGUAAUCCGAGAAAGGUUCCGUCAUCUUCCUUGCGGCAGAUUAUUCCAAAUCAGCAAGUUAACAGUCGGUCGUUAAAUCAGCCAGCAAAUCCAAAUGUACUUUCCUCUAGUUUGCAGAGCCAGUCAAAUCAGCAACCAAAUAAUAGAAUUAUUGGAAAUGUCAGAAGUAAUGUACAACAAAUUGCUUCUGAAACGAAUAACGGGGUGCAAUCUCCAUCAACGAACAAUAUUGUCCAACCAUCGUUAAAUAGUUUAACUAAUAUGCAACGUUUACAACCUGCUUUAAACACAGGCCCAACUAAUAUGAUUCAAGCACGUAAUCAAUUGACUGGAGCGCAAACAUCCUUAAUUUCUAGUAACCAACAAGUAACAAACUCUAGAACUUCAAUGAAGAAAAGUUUAUCUUUACAAAGAAAUCAACAAAUAAUGAUACCUGUGUCUACAAAUAGACAAAUAACAUCGAACAUUUUACCAAAUGAGCAGCUUAACUCAGUAAAUAUAAGUAAUCAAAAUUUGCCUGUGCGUUCACCAUCGGUACAACAAUCGACAAGUAAACAACAACCUAACAGUUUACUAAUCUUAACAGGUGGGGCACAAAUAAGUGAUCCGAAAAUGAAAUCAGUAUCUACUGAUCUUACGAAUCCAGGAAUGUUACCCGAUAUUCAACCAGAAAUUGUAGCGCAGACAAUCGAAGUAAGAACGACAAUUCGGACUCCACCGCCAUUACCAAUUUCGAAAACAAUAUCAAUGGGAGUAACCACUAACCCAGUUACUAAGCUUAACCGUAUUAAUCAAACUACUAAUUUAGCCAAGUCAAUUAACAGUAUUGGAGAACGGCAAUCUAAUAACUUAGCGGCGUCUAUAAGAAAGGAUAAUGAAUUUCGUCAACUUAAUGAUGACGGCAAGAAUUCUGGAUGCACAGCUGUGAUAUCUACCUUAGUUAUGUUAAUACCUCUUGUUUGUAUAAUUCUGUAAUAAAUAAGAUUGGUCUGUUUUAA